AUGCACCAUCCCAAAGAAACGCUUCUUAUCGAUUCAUCUAAUCCUUCUUACUCCCACCUCACCGAGUACCGUUUUGAUAACCUGAAACGUGAAGAGUCUCGAUCGACCUCACUUUUUGGCGACAGGAGAAGAGUGAUGAAAAUCCUGAGUGGAUUUUCCCUCAUUAUUAUUGUCGUUUUCAUAUUUGCUACAAGUCAUGAACAGGCGCUCUCUACCACUGGAGACCUCACUUCGAGUACUCAGAGUACUACACAUGGAGGUGUUGUCUUUACAUAUCCAACUACAAGAAAAUCUCCCGGUAAAGGAUGUGUCCUGAAUUCGCAGAGAUCAACGCCUAAAAACUUGAAACAGUACACUGGAAACAUUUCAGACGCUUGUUUAGCCGGAAUAAAAUCAAGUAACUGUAAGACAUGGCUAAUGACAAAUGCGGUGAUUUUGAAAUACUCAGACGAUGUUGUCAGCAAUUGCCCUUCGAUUUUGGAAUUUGUGAAUAAAACAUCGUUAUCAUGUUCGGGUAAAAGUCAGAUUCAAUAUAUGUAUCCUCAGAGUGAUUCUGCGUCAAGUGAUUGCAAUCACUCUUAUGACUUCAACUCAAAUGCUCUGAACAGAGCAAUAUAUAACUUCAACUACAGCAAGACCUUAAUCUCCACGUCAUAUGCCAAUACUCCUGGAUUCGCUAUGUAUACAUUUUUGCUGAAGAUUAUGAACUGUGUCAACAAAAACGGAAUAAAACUUGACGCCGGAAUUCUCAACAUUUUUACGGACAUGACCUAUAUUGAUUUAUGUGAAAGUGAUGUUUUCAUGAGCUCGUUUCCAGAUACUCUGAACAAGCUUAUUGAGGCGGGGUAUAUUGUCAAAUUUUAUUUCCUGAAUCAAAAUUUGCAAGAUACUCAAAAAAACGUUGAAAACGUACUAGCUGGAUGUAAAUACAUGAAUUCAAGAUCGUACUGCGAAAUUGUAGACUGGAGCUAUCAUUCGGAAAAUCCUAAUGAGUUUGAAAUUUGCAUCCCAGAUUCACAGCCCAGUGGGAAGAAAGAAGACUUUAAUUGGCAACUUCUUCUAAUUAUUGGUAUACCUUGUAUAAGUUUGACAAUUUGCUGCAUUGCAUUUUUCGUUUGUUGCUUGAAAUGUGCUAAACUGAAAAUGGCAAUGAUGAGAAUGAAUGUAUUCUCAAAUGAUACUCACCAAAAUCCUGAUGAAAUGGAGCUGAAAAAGAGAUGGAUCGGGAUGAGAAAGAAAUUCAAUAAAGAUGUUGAGAAUGGAAGUUGUAAAGAGUUAAACACCCAAAAAUGGUCUCACUUCGCAUCGGCGAACAAUUACAUGGACAUACAAGCAUUGGCAAAUGCUAAUAAAAAAGAUAUAUGGGAAAUUGACACAAAAAAUCUGCUCGUCCAGGAAGACCAUCUCCUUGGAAACGGUGCAUUUGCAAACGUCUAUAAGGGAAUCGUAAAAGGAAAAAUACCACUACUAGUUGUAAAUAAUAGUCUCAACAUGACCGUAGAAUCAGAAAACAAUGGUCACUAUGAAGCUGCCAUCAAGAAGUUACCAGCCCAUGCUGACGAGCAGAACCAUUUGGAUUUUUUCCAUGAAAUUGAUUUUAUGAAGCGUUUGGGCCAUCAUCCACAUGUCAUCAGCAUGUUGGGAUGUGUGUCAAAUCCAUAUGAGCCAUUGAUCGUGGUGGAGUAUUGCGCACGUGGUGACCUGUUGAAGUUUUUGAGAAGACAUAAAGAUUAUGUGCUGAUGAACAAAACAGACGAUUGUCCAAUUGAAGCAGACAUGUGUCUCAGAAUCAAAGAUUUGGUUUCUAUUGCUUGGCAAGUUGCCGAUGGAAUGUCAUACCUGGCAUCAAAAAACUUUAUUCACCGUGAUUUAGCUGCCCGUAACAUUCUGCUCACAAAAAGUUUAACUGCAAAGGUUAGUGACUUCGGUCUAUGUCGGUAUAUGGAUUCAGCACUUUAUACCGCAAAGGGGGGCCGUCUCCCCAUCAAAUGGAUGUCUGUAGAAGCAUUGAAACUGUACGAAUUCUCCACAAAAACUGAUGUUUGGUCGUUUGGAGUGUUGUUGUUCGAGAUUUUCUCCAUGGGAGAUGUUCCGUAUCCAACAAUACAACAAGUAGAUAUGCUGGAACACCUUCUCGCUGGUGGCCGCUUGUCACAGCCAUUGAAAUGUCCGAAUGAGAUAUUUAAUAUCAUGCAGAAAUGUUGGGCCGAAAAGCCUGAAGACAGACCAGAGUUUAAUGAAAUGAGAGGAGAAAUCACAGUGAUGUUGAACUUGGACGAUGAAAGUUAUGGAUAUCUUAGCGUCGAGUCACAGGGUGGUCCAAAGUAUACACAAUUAACAAUGCAAGAUUCAAAGGAAACAGCUCCAUGCUCCACUCCUGGAGGAUCACAAGAUAUGGACGAAGACGGGGAUUAUGAUAGUGGCUCAGAAGGCCACUCGCAAGGAACUUGUGCUCAGCUCGACCAGGUUUUGACUGAGAGAUUUGGUGAAGAACAGAAGAAGGAAAUCAAGCAAAUCUUUUGUGAGAUCACUUCGAAAUCAAUGCGAGGCAAACGCCGUCAAUCGAAUUCUACAGUCAGCACGUAUCAAUCUUGAUUUUAAAAUUUUAAUAUUCUCACUAAAUCUACUAAACCUUGAUUAUUUUUCAAGCUACUUCUCAAAAAAAAUGUUGUCCUCAUCGAUCUCGUCCAUUUAGUUUACAAAAAAAACCAAUGUCAGACUGAUAUUUUUCACAUUUGCUCUAUUUGUGUUGUACACUAGCAUUCCUCACUGAUGCGUCAUUUUCCUACGUUUCCCUUUUAGCAUCAAGUAUUCCGCGUUUCCUUUUAUAAAAUAUUUUGGAUUAUGUUA
Messenger RNA from Caenorhabditis elegans, 2850 nucleotides. RefSeq names its product Putative tyrosine-protein kinase F09A5.2 (gene F09A5.2). The transcript is spliced from 17 exons. NCBI's taxonomy places the organism in Eukaryota, Metazoa, Nematoda, Chromadorea, Rhabditida, Rhabditidae. Gene Ontology annotation, cellular component: membrane. Gene Ontology annotation, molecular function: transmembrane receptor protein tyrosine kinase activity; protein kinase activity; ATP binding. The coding region runs from base 1 to 2595 and encodes 864 amino acids. The record is from RefSeq and is marked reviewed.